Athene cunicularia (burrowing owl) is the source of this 2113-nucleotide messenger RNA. RefSeq names its product programmed cell death 1 ligand 1-like. The transcript is spliced from 8 exons. The record is from RefSeq and is a predicted model, not a curated record. NCBI's taxonomy places the organism in Eukaryota, Metazoa, Chordata, Aves, Strigiformes, Strigidae. Bases 214 to 1152 code for a protein of 312 amino acids. Gene Ontology annotation, cellular component: external side of plasma membrane. Gene Ontology annotation, biological process: immune response; negative regulation of T cell proliferation; positive regulation of T cell proliferation.
UGUGAGUGGGCUGUCAAGUGGAAAGAAGAAAAUACCUUCUGAAGUUCUGGUCGUUUCACAAUAUUUUAACUCUUCUGAGAAUCUCAACCCUCUUUUGACAUAAGUAAGGACAAGGUAAGUGGAUGAAUUUACACUGAAACAUUUAAAGUAGUAUUUUGUGCUGUUGACCAGGUUAUCCCAUUAUGGUCCGCAAGUGAAUGUUCUGUCUAUGUCAUGGAAAAGCCUUUGCUUUUGUAUGUAUUUUUAUUCUACUGGCAUUUCCUAAAUGCUUUAUUCACAGUUGAAGCUCCUCAGUCACUCUACACUGUGGAACAUGGGAACAAUGUGACCCUGGAAUGCACAUUUCCAGUGAAUGGGAAAUUAAAGUUCAGAGAUUUAAGUGUCAGCUGGGAAAAGAAAGACAAGUUAAAGAAGCAGGUUUAUGUACUUCUCAAAGGAGAGGAAGACUUCAAAAGUCAGCAUAGUGACUUUAGGGGCAGAAUAAAAUUGUUGAAAGAGAAUCUGAACUUGGGCCAGUCUCUCCUUCAGAUCACUGAUGUGAAGCUCAGAGAUGCAGGGUUUUACCGCUGUCUUAUUGGCUAUGGGGGAGCUGACUACAAGACAAUCAAUCUGAAAGUUAAGGCUCCUUAUAGAACUAUAACUCAAGGGGUGGUGAAUACAGGAGAUAAUGAAUGGAAGUUGACAUGUCAGUCAGAAGGAUAUCCACAAGCUGAGGUGAUAUGGCAAAACAGAGAACAUGAAGAUUUGACUGAUAAGGCAAACACAAGUUAUGAAACUGGAAGUGACCAGCUGUAUCGUGUGACAAGUACCCUUACAAUCAAAAGUAGAAUUGAUGAGAUUUUUUACUGUGUAUUCUGGAAUAAAGAGCUGCAAGAAAACACAUCUGCUGUUUUACACAUAGCAGAUUCAGCUGAUGGUGUUCUGUGGACUGAGAGUAGACGCUUUGUUGGAGCAAUUCUGAUUGUGACUGCUUUUUUUGGAUCACUGAUGCUAUUUAUGCUCUGCAUAAAAGCUAGAGCAAAUAAGGACAACAGAACACCUGUGGCUAGUUCAUCGAUAGCAAAGCUAUCAAAAGAUAAGGAUACACAUGACUGCAGAGAUGCUUCUUUUGAAGAUAAAGAGCUGAAAUAUAUGCAAAUUGACAAGACCUAGAGAAAGCAGGGGAAGCUUGUUUCCUCGGUGGUGAAGAUUUGACAGCUCAACAUUCUGUGUUCUGUCUGUUAAGGGGGAUAUUAAUUUUUCGAUUUUAUUCUGUGAUGGCAACCUUCUAUAUCAUUGUAACUCAGAGAAUGAAUUUAACAAUUAUUAUAGCAUAAAAAGUCCUUGGAUUCAGGUUUCUGUGUAUGUGACUAGGUAUGGAGGUAUUUAUUUAAAUAUCUAGGUUUCUGCUUUCUCAAGUUUAUGCACUUUCAAAGACAUAUUUAAUUAAAAAUAUCUUUAAGGUAAGCACUUUAGGUCUAUGACCAUCAUGAAUUUCAUAGCUAGUUCUUGAAUAGGCUGUCUUCUGGGAUAUUUUUUUUUUCCUUUCUUCCCCAACUGAGCUCUCUGUUCCCUGCAAAGAUUUUGUUUUCCAGCUUUGGAAGAAAUUUUUCAAUACUUUGAUCCUUAUAUAAGAUAAGGAUGCAACAAGACAAGAUGCCAUACAGACAGGGCACUUUCUGUCCUUACUGUCGAUCUUAAAAUACCAGAUACUCACAGCUAAGGCUGAAAUAGAUGGUGUAGCCCUUUUGGCAACUAUGGUUUGGAAAUUAUUAGAUAAUAAUGAGUUUCUUGAUCCAUUCUUCUGGAAAGUGUUUUGGAGACUUAAUUUCCUUGUGAUAUAGCUGGCACUACUUGGUUACUGCUCAUUACUGUUCUGAUUUACAAUUUGGGGAUAAUGGGACUCGUUGGAUAUUCAGGAAGAAUAGCUCUUGGACUGCCUUUUUGUUCAUCUUGGGAAUAGAAGAAAGAGAACUUCUAGGACAGGAAGUACACGCUCAUGUGACUACUUAAGAAAUGCUGAGGAAACAUGCUCCUGGGUCCCAUUUCUUAAGCUAUUGCUUUGUUACAUUUUGCUAGGUGCACAGAUUUUUGGGGGGUUCCUACACAGAUGAAAAUUAUUUAUUACAAUGCU